This is a messenger RNA of Arabis nemorensis, 1053 nucleotides long. Lineage: Eukaryota; Viridiplantae; Streptophyta; Magnoliopsida; Brassicales; Brassicaceae. The record is from the annotation of a GenBank genome assembly.
AUGGUGACCGGAACGGGAAGCUCCAAGGCGGCUCCGUCGUCUUUUUACUCGAUGAAAGAUUUCUUGAAUCAGACAGGCGGUUUUGCUGUGAUAGACGGAGGGCUUGCGACGGAGUUCGAGAGACAUGGAGCGGAUCUCAAUGAUCCUCUCUGGAGCGCCAAAUGCCUUCUCACAUCUCCUCACCUCAUUCACACCGUGCAUCUCGAUUACCUUGAAGCUGGUGCUGAUAUCAUUUCCAGCUCUUCUUAUCAGGCCACGAUUCAGGGGUUUGAAGCAAAGGGUUUUUCAAAAGAAAAAGGUGAAUCUUUGCUUAGAAAGAGCGUAGAAAUAGCUUGUGAAGCUCGGAAGACGUAUUAUGAAAAAUGCGGAACUAGCUCCUCCAGCGAAAUCAUGGAUGAUAAGAUUCUUAAAAAGCGGCCUAUACUAGUUGCAGCAUCAGUAGGCAGCUAUGGUGCGUAUUUGGCUGAUGGGUCAGAAUACAGUGGAAUCUAUGGUGAUUCGAUCACGCUGGAAACACUGAAGGAUUUUCACCGCAGACGGGUCCAAGUUCUGGCGGAGGCUGGUGCUGAUUUAAUAGCAUUUGAGACCAUUCCAAACAAGCUAGAGGCUCAGGCAUUUGCUGAGCUGUUAGAUGAGGGAGAUGUGAAGAUCCCUGGGUGGUUUUCGUUCAACUCAAAGGAUGGGGUGAACGUGGUAAGCGGAGAUUCCAUCAAGGAGUGUAUCGCCAUAGCUGAAACCUGUGAGAAAGUAGUGGCUGUUGGGAUCAACUGUACCCCUCCAAGAUUCAUCGAGGGGCUAGUUUUGGAGAUUGAAAAGGUAACGACCAAGCCAAUACUAGUGUACCCAAACAGCGGAGAAAGCUAUGAUGCUGAACGGAAGGAGUGGGUUGAAAACACAGGAGUUGGGGAUGAAGACUUUGUAUCAUACGUAGAGAAAUGGAUGGAUGCAGGAGUGUCUCUCUUGGGAGGUUGCUGCCGCACGACACCAACCACCAUCAGAGGCAUCCACAAGAGACUUGUCAACCGCAGAUCUCUCUUCUCUUCUCAUCAUUAG